This is a messenger RNA of Hibiscus syriacus, 2338 nucleotides long. Its product is annotated as phosphatidylinositol 4-kinase gamma 7-like. The transcript has a single exon. NCBI's taxonomy places the organism in Eukaryota, Viridiplantae, Streptophyta, Magnoliopsida, Malvales, Malvaceae. The coding region runs from base 331 to 2142 and encodes 603 amino acids. The record is from RefSeq and is a predicted model, not a curated record.
AGAUCUUAUAUGUAGUUUUUUCGUGUUGAUUUCUAUUUUCUUGAACAAAGAAAGAAAAGAAGAUGAAGAGUUUUUUCUUUCCUUUUUUUUAUAAAUUAAAAUUGUACACUUUUUUAUCUCUAGCAGCAUGUAAUUUCUUUACUAAUGUUUCUAUUUUGAUUCUUAAAUCAUGCAGUUCUUUCAACGACUUAUAUUGAAGUGUAGCUUUUUUUUUUUUGCUACGAAUACAUUGGCUGUUGCUAUAGAGUGAAGGGUUACUUCACUUGCAUCACCUUCGUCUUCCAUACCCUUGUUACGGCUGACAAGUUGGACACUUCGGUUCAGACUCAGAUGGCUGAUGCUGUUUCCAAUGGUGUAUGCAAUGGUGAGUACCGCGCUAGAACACGGCGUGUUUUUGUUCAGACAGAAACUGGUUGUGUCUUGGGAUUAGAAUUGGAUCGAAAUGAUAAUGCUCACACUGUUAAAAGGAAGUUACAGAUUGCCUUCAAUGUUCCUACUGAUGAGAGCUCUUUAACAUUUGGUGAUCUUACUUUAAGCAAUGAUCUUAGUGCCAUUCAGAACGAUUCGCCGCUUCUUCUUACUCGAAAUGUGAUGCAUAGGAGUUCAUCGACUCCGUGUCUCUCUGGGAAGAAUCUUCAGCAGAGAGAUCGGGGUAGUCUGAUUGAGAUAUUAGGGUGCUCAAAGCGUUUUAGUGGAGCUAUUGGGCUUGUGAAGGAAAUUGUUAAGGCAAUCAAGAAUGGUGUUGAUCCGAUCACUGUGAAUAGUGGGCUAGGUGGUGCUUAUUACUUUAGAAAUAUCAAGGGAGAGAACAUUGCGAUAGUGAAGCCGACAGACGAGGAACCUUUUGCGCCUAAUAACCCGAAAGGCUUCAUAGGGAAAGCUCUUGGACAACCUGGCCUGAAACAUUCAGUGAGAGUUGGAGAAACGGGAUUUCGAGAAGUAGCUGCAUACCUUUUAGAUUAUGAUCACUUUGCCAAUGUGCCUCCAACUGUUCUUGUGAAGGUUACUCACUCGGUCUUUAAUGUAAACGAUGUCAUGAAUGGGAACAAGUUUCAAAACGCGAAGAAGGUCAGCAAGAUCGCAUCGCUGCAGCAGUUCAUUGCUCAUGAUUACGAUGCUAGUGACCAUGGAUCCUCGAGCUUUCCGGUUGAUGCUAUACAUAGAAUAGGAAUAUUGGAUGUUAGGAUCCUUAACACUGACAGGCAUGGUGGGAACCUUUUGGUUAGGAAACUUGGUGGAGUUGGGGGCUUUGGCAAAGUGGAUCUCAUUCCCAUAGAUCAUGGCCUUUGCUUGCCUGAGAGCUUGGAGGACCCAUAUUUUGAGUGGAUCCAUUGGCCUCAGGCAUCGAUUCCUUUUUCUGAGGAGGAACUUGAGUAUAUAAAGAAUAUUGAUCCAAUUCGUGACUGUAAUAUGCUGCGGGCAGAGUUGCCUAUGAUUCGAGAGGCAUGCCUCCGCAUUUUGGUUCUCUGCUCGAUAUUCCUUCAGGAAGCUGCUGCAUUUGGAUUGUGUCUUGCUGAAAUUGGUGAAAUGAUGAGCAGGCAGUUCAAUGUCCAACAAGAAGAACCAAGUGAACUUGAGGUCAUAUGCCUUGAGGCAAAAGAACACUUGAGGGAGAUCGACUUGUCAUUCUUUGAGGCUGAUGAAAGAGAUGAUGAGUUUCAGUUUGACAUGGACUGUGAGACAGCACAGUUUAAUGUGGCCCCUAAUAUGUCUGGAAAGUCGUCUGUUAAAGCAUCCCUUCAUUACGAGUUUGGAAGUGUGAAUGACCAAAGCUUUCUAGCUCAAGUAGAUGAGACCGUUGAAGAAUCUGAAAUACGAGUUGAUGAGGAUCGAUUUCGCACUGCUUCAAGGUCGUUUCCCUCCUUGAAAAAAGUAAACUUGGGUGAGAAAGGCUUCCACUACCAUGGUGGAAAACCAGAAGGGAAUUAUACAAUGGGUUACUCUUACUCAUUUAGGAUGAGUAGAAGUGCCAAUGAGCAACUUCCUACAUCGAUAAGCUUCGUAAAGUUUGUUGACUUGAAUGAGGAGGAAUGGAAUCUCUUUAUUGUGAAGUUCAAAGAGCUUCUUUACCCUGCUUUUGCCAAUCACCGGUCUCGAACAAUUGGACAUAGACAAAGGCUUGGUACUUCGUGCCAGUUUUGAGUUAGUUAACUAUCCUGUUAAUGUGGAUUUGCAGGUCUGAAGAAUAAGAUUCUGGUGCUGGAAAUCUGUUUUCUUUUCUUUUUCUUUUUUUGAAUCGGUCUUCUUUCUGGAAAUAUAGGUCCGGAAGAAGAAAUCAUCGAUGUUAAGAAUAGUCUAUGUUGUAAAUAUACCAGGGAUCAGAGUUUAAGCAAUCAGA